Ostrea edulis (European flat oyster) is the source of this 693-nucleotide messenger RNA. RefSeq lists its product as uncharacterized. The coding region runs from base 28 to 570 and encodes 180 amino acids. The transcript has 4 exons. The record is from RefSeq and is a predicted model, not a curated record. Lineage: Eukaryota; Metazoa; Mollusca; Bivalvia; Ostreida; Ostreidae.
CACAAGGCUUCCGCUAUCAGUAUUUUCAUGCCAUCUAUUUUCUAUAUUUUUACCUUUUCAGGAAUUUCUUAUUAUUUUCAGAUAGCCUUUCCUUCGAAUUUGACUUUCUUUUCUUUCAUAAUGAAAACAAUAUUUCACGCAUGCGUUCUCCUCCUUUUGAUGACGUCUACUGACGCAUUAGCGCAGUAUCGACGAGUUUGCCGGAAUAACGAAAUAGAUGUCGGAAUUCGCAAGGCAUCAUGGGAAGACAUGGUCACCCAUGCUUGUAUCCCUGGUCCUUCAACAAAUAUUUGUGUUUCACGCGAUGCGACAAAUGGCUUCAACUGCACAGGAGACUUUCACUUACAAGGCGGAUUGCCAUUUCAGCGAAGUUUGUGCUGCAACCGAAUACGUCACCGCCUCGUCAGAUGUAAGAUUCCGGUACAGAUAUAUUCCUUCAGAGAUGGCUUCAAUAUUGUACUCGGGAUUCAAGUUAUCAGAAGUGUGAUUCCGUAUCCAACCUCGAGUGAUAUUACGACAUUUCGUAUUGAAAUUUGUAAUCUUCUACCAACAACAUAUGGUCACAACUGACAGAAAUAGAAGUAACCAGCUGAUACCACUAUAUAAAUGUACCAGUAAUCAGCUGAACACCGGAAAUAGAAGUAAACACCGGAAAUAGAAGUAAACAGUGGACAACUGAAGAACCGGAAAAGU